GCUUAUUGAUUAUCAUCUUCAUCAAUCUGAUAAACGCUGGUGUUAUAAAACCAGCUCCAGUCACUGGCUCAUGCGCAACCAGGACGUAUUUCCUGCAUCGCGAUACAACCGGAAGUGGGCGGAGCCAGUGGCUGGUGGCGGAUUGUAAACAAAAAGUUAGCCGUUAGCUUUUAGCCGAGCUGCACAGGGCGGAUAUAAGAGGAGGACAAGAGUCGGUGAGCUUCAGGAUGAAGGCCUCCUCUCUGCGCCUCCUCCUCUCUCCUCUCCGCCUUUUGACGGCGGCCAUGUGGCAGGUGAUCCAGCAGCAGAGCGUGAAGCAUUAUGGGAUGCUGGAGGAGUUUGUUACCCUGGUGACAGAGGCCAUCCCACAGCUGCUGACAGAAAGGCAGAGAGGUGUUCUUCUGCUGGCUCUGAGGGCCAAGGUGACCCUUUCUCACCCUGCUGAUGAUCAGACUCACCUGGAGAGAAUCCGCUGCAUCUCCAAAGCAUCGCAGGAUGAACAGCUGACUGAGUGCUGCUCUGCUCUCCUCUCUCUUACUCAGACUCCUGCUGACUCACAGUGCCUCCUGCAGGAAGUGUUUGACCAGCGCUUUGACUCCGCCCUCCAGGCGCUGCUGUCGGACCUCCUGACCCGGAUCGAGCAGCUGUUUCCAGUGCCGGACUUCAGACAGGUGCCCAGAGCCUCUCCUCUUCCUCACGCCUCCGUCUGUUUGACCCGCUGUCCGUUCUUCCUGCAGGCGGCCUGUUGGCUCCACGAUGCCCCCUGUGUUCUGGAGGACUUUCUGCAGGAGACGGACAGGAAACACCUGAUGGAGCUCCUGACCAAUCAGAGCUGCCGACUGGGCCGAGCAACAACCGCAGUUUCUGGUGAAACUGAGGAAAUGCUCCUGUCAGCCUGGUCCCACCCACUCCUCACUAGCCCCGCCCACCCUGACCAAUCCGGCCAAUCAGAGGGAGGCCCGCCUCAGCUGAACGUGAAGGUGGAGCUGAUGACGCAGGACAUGAUUGGUCAAAGCGGGUCGGAGGAGGAGCUGGAGGUGUCCAAUCUGAGCCCAGAGGGAGGCGGAGUCACACCUGUGGUUGAGGGUGGAGUCAGGAUGAAAGACUCACCUGGCCAAUCAGAGGGCUCUCAGCUCACAGCCAUUUCCCAUAAUUCCCAGCGUGUAGCUCACAGGUGUCCUGCGUGUAGAAAGUGCUUCAUCUACCGCUCUCAGGUGAUCCGCCACCUGCGCUCUAACAGAACCUGCGGGUCGUCAGGAAAAUCCGAAUCUGGAGCCCUGCAGGGUCGGAGUGAGGGGGAGCCCCGCCCCCUCCGGGCCCACGCCUGCUUCCAGUGCAGCUCCACUUUCACCACCAGAACCGAGCUGGUGACCCACUGCCGCACUCACCUGACCCGGCCCGUCUACCGGUGCAACCAGUGUGACAGCGCCUUCCAGCUCCAGUCCAGCCUGACCAAUCACAAGCAGACCCACCGUCUGCACGACCUCACCUGCUCCGUCUGCGCGCAGACCUUCAGCUCGCAGACGCGGCUGCUGCGCCACCUGCAGACUCACUCAGCCGAGGGAGCCGAGUGCGUCUACAGGUGUCUGUUCUGUGACCAGAGCUUCUCAGGAGUCACUCAGCUGCGCAUCCACCAGCGCAGCCACUCCUCCCGCUCCUACCAGUGCGAUCAGUGCGACAAGUCGUAUAGCUCGGUGACGGGGCUGCAGUCGCACCGCGCCACCCACAGCGGCGACAACCGCUUCCUGUGCCUCAGUGCGGCAAGUGCUUCAAGACCUGCGACGGCCUGGAGGGCCACCUGAGGACCCACAG
Molecule: messenger RNA, 1812 nt
Organism: Poeciliopsis prolifica (blackstripe livebearer)
Lineage: Eukaryota; Metazoa; Chordata; Actinopteri; Cyprinodontiformes; Poeciliidae
Product: zinc finger protein 624-like
Exons: 9
Coding region: 228-1802 (524 amino acids)
Biological process (GO): telomere capping; regulation of telomere maintenance via telomere lengthening; regulation of transcription by RNA polymerase II
Cellular component (GO): shelterin complex; nucleus
Molecular function (GO): telomeric repeat DNA binding; RNA polymerase II transcription regulatory region sequence-specific DNA binding; DNA-binding transcription factor activity, RNA polymerase II-specific
Source: RefSeq, a predicted model, not a curated record